AUGCUACGAAACUCUGGGGUUGCUUCUCUCUUUCGUUCGCUUCAUGUGGUAGCUUCAUCAAGAGGCUGCAGCCAUCGUUUCUUGAUACCACAAACGGCCAUUCAUCAAUCACGUACAUAUGCUAAAGACAUUGAAAAAGAUGGUUUUGAUCCGACUCAACACUAUGAAGUAGAAGAUGCCAUGCCAUACGUUGCAAAGAAUGUAAAUUUGAAAAAAACAAAGAGUUUACUCGAUUUAUUUGUUACGAAAUUAGAGAAAGAUGAGAAGGAAACAAAGAAAGAGGAACACUUCUCCGAAUUUGAGGCUCUUCAAAAGUCGGAGAUGGCCAAAACCGUGAAAGCUCAAAAGAAGAAAGUGAGAGAGGCCAACGAUAGUAUUUAUGAAAGAACCUCUGCUGAUGCUCAAAAACUCAAGACAUUACAAGCACUCUUUGAGCAAAAAACAAAAGUUACACCCACACAGAUAUUUAAUGAACAACUUAUUGAAUUGGAAACAAAGGAAAGAGAGAUGCAAGCAAAAGCAGGAGAUAGUCUUCUUUCAUUCAUGUAUGAAUCUAAGACCCCUUAUAAAGCGAUAGAACCAUGGGAAGCCGAGCAACAAGAAAGAGAAGAAUUGGCCAAUGAAUUCAAACAACAAAAGAAAGAGCUGAAGAAACUCUUGAAGAAAGGUACCUCUACGGAAGAACAAGAAAAUAGAAAUGAAUAUUUCCAACAAUAUGACUCCGUUACUCUUAAAAACGACAUGCUUGAGGGUAUGCCUGCUGUGAGCGACUUUUCAUUGAACGUCGAUUUAGAUAGAAUGUCUGCAUCUCCAACAUCCCUGUCUGGAGACAAAUUGAUCCUUGUUAACUCACCAAGACAUGAAGAAAAGAGUCCAUUCUGGAACACGUUAACUCCUCAUGAGAAGCGUUACUUUUUAAACGACGAAUAUUUAGAGAAUGUUUCAAAGAACAUUGAAAAAUAUUUGAGCAUGAGUGAAGAUGAAAUUGAGAAAAACGCUCCUUGGCUUUUGAAUGAUCCUAGAUGGGAAACGAUUGAAGAACUUAGAAAACAAACAUUACAAGAUCUUUCUGAUGUUUCCGAGGAUAGCACCUUUUCAGAAAGAAACAAAUAUUUCAGAGAAAGAAUCUUCGAUGACGAAGCUCUGAGAAAUCUUUAUGAAGCCCUUGGAUCAAAACAAUUUGACAAUGUUCAAGAGUUUUAUGAAAAUAUUAAAGAAGCAACUGAUGAAAAUGGCUUGCUGAGGAGAUUAGAGGCAAUAUUCCCAUCCAUACCAAAGGAUAAAAUCAAGUCAAUUUUGAAUAAGGUGAUUUUAACAGUCCAACCAAAGUUUGACAAAUAUGCAAGCGCAUCUCAAAGAUCCAUUCAGCUCAUUACCGAUGAAAUUACAGCUACAGCCAAGCCUGCUGUUUACACACUAGCUGAUAUAGCAACCAAGCCAAAACCAAAAAUGCAAACUGUUUUGUGGUCCAUUAGGCAAAUUGCAACAAAGAAAGCCAAAGAAAAAGAGGUUGAAAUGGUGUAUAAAAGAGCAAAGACUUUGAAGCUUGAGGACUUCCCUUCACCAAUUGACCAUAUCUAUGAAGUAUUGCGACCAAUCCACGACGAAAGCAUGAGGAUUGGAGCUGAAGAGAAGGCUGUCACAGAAUUUCACCCUGCAAUUUACGGAGGUUUUUCCACUGCUGCAGGUAAAAGAAAGUCUUCCGUUGCCAAUGUUAAAAUCUCUCCAGGAACAGGAUUAUUCACAGUGAAUGGAAAGUCUGUACUCGACUAUUUCAACUUAUCUCGUCAUCACUACAAACUCAUGUUACCUUUGAAAUUUACAGACACUUUGAACCAAUUUGAUGUUGAGGCCAGAGUUCGAGGAGGUGGUCAAACUGGUCAAUGUGAUGCAAUCUUCCUUGGCCUUUCAAAAGCUUUAGCCAAGUUCGUUCCUGAAUUUGGACCAACAUUAGAAGCCAGUGGUUUCCUCUAUAGAGAUCCUAGAGUAGUCGAACGUAAGAAGCCAGGUCAAAAGAAGGCUCGUAAGAAGUUCACUUUCGUCAAGCGUUAA
Messenger RNA from Naegleria fowleri, 2052 nucleotides. RefSeq lists its product as uncharacterized. Gene Ontology annotation, cellular component: mitochondrial small ribosomal subunit; ribosome. Gene Ontology annotation, biological process: translation. The coding region runs from base 1 to 2052 and encodes 683 amino acids. The transcript has a single exon. The record is from RefSeq and is a predicted model, not a curated record. Gene Ontology annotation, molecular function: structural constituent of ribosome; RNA binding. Lineage: Eukaryota; Heterolobosea; Eutetramitea; Acrasida; Naegleriidae.